Sturnus vulgaris (Common starling) is the source of this 3146-nucleotide messenger RNA. The record is from RefSeq and is a predicted model, not a curated record. Lineage: Eukaryota; Metazoa; Chordata; Aves; Passeriformes; Sturnidae.
UCGGACCGGCCCUGCCCUGCCUCGAGGAGCGGGUUACUCACAGGAAGCCGCUCACAGGAUCAUUCCGAAACUACUGAUUACUUGGUAAAAGUAACACACGAACCUCUGAAAUCUUUCCUUCAGAUAUAAUGUCUGCUCCAGGUGGCAACCCUGCCCCAUCUGCACCACCUUCUUAUGAGGAAGCUGUAGGCAUCAAUAUGAACUAUCCUCACCCCUAUCCCGUCCCUGGCCCUGGACAGAAGCCAGAUGGGAAGGGAAUGAACCCUCCCCCACACAUGGGACAGCCUCCAUCAGCAAAUAACCCCAUUACUGUUCAGACGGUGUAUGUGCAGCAGCCAGUAGUGUUUUAUGACCGCCCGGUUCAGAUGUGCUGCCCGUCCUGUAACCAGGUGAUAGUGACACGUCUCUCGUAUGACUCAGGAGCUUUGACCUGGCUGUCGUGUGGUGGCCUCUGCCUGCUGGGGUGUAUAGCAGGCUGCUGCUUAAUUCCCUUCUGCAUUGAUGCCCUAAAGGAUGUGGAUCACACCUGUCCAAAAUGCAAUGCUCUUAUUGGUUCUUACAAACGUUUAUAGGCAGUGUUUAAACAUUGAUGAGUGAAGUUGUUUAGCACCUCUACAAGCCCUCUCUGAAGCUUCAUGGAGACUUCUUGUUUUUUCUGUGCAUCCUUUCACUGGAAACCAAUAAAAAGUAAUGUUUAUUGCUAGAUGGUUUGAAUAUGCAUUUGCUUGAGAGGAGUCUCACUUAGGUAUGUAAAAAGCAUACCUCAUCUGUAUGGGCCACUCAGAUCCAGCACCGGUGGAGAGCAAUGGAGUGUUUCCCUUUUUGCUUUAUGCAGAACAGGUUGGUGUUGUUCAGUUAAUCUUGUCUCAGGAAUGUUGCACAUUGUGCUUGCAUUGAAACUGUAAAGUCUCAGCACAGAACAAGAGGAGGAUGUGUAUGGAGAACUAUUUAAGCUCAUGCUUUGGCAGCAGCGCUGUUUAUGAACUUGCAGGGAGUUGCCUCAGAGACAGGUGCUCCUCUUUGAAAAAAGAAAUUGUUUGUUGUCAUCUUUUCAUGAGCACUAGAAUUCAUUUUAAAACUUCUGUAGGUGGAAGAUAACCAAACUAAAGGCUUCUUCCUUCUUUGAAGUAGCUUUUGCAAAUUGACAACUCGGGUCGUUGUGCAAAAAUAAUGAUUGAAUCUAGUAUAUGAAUUUUAUUGCCAGUUUCAGGUCUAGUCAUGUCUCUAAUCUGAAGUAAAGAUGUUCAUAUAGAAGCUAUUUGUUCAGUGGUUUUUAGGCUGGAGGCUUUCUUACUGCUGAUUGAAAGUCUGUGAAGUGUUUUCUUCACCCCAGUGGAAAUGCCUGGAGAGCCUUGGUUUGAUCAUUGGAAAACUUCCUUGUACAUUUUACGUAGGUCAGCUGAUCGAUCAUAAACAAGCCUCGGCCUUAUCUUAAGGCUUGAAUUCCACCUGAGACACAUAAAUAAAACACCUGGGCUUUUAGUUGUUGACCUGCUCAUUAAUUAUUGUUUCUUUAUUACGAAGGUAAAAUGUUUGUUAAGGAGUUUCUCUGAUUAUUCUAAAUUAAAUUAAAGAUGAAUUCUGCUUUUAUAAACUUAAGAUGGAUAUGCUUAAGAUGAUAAUCACAAAAAAUUAGGGAAUGAAUCUCUGAAGGUUAAAGUAAUUUCUGUGUCAUAAGCAACUUGAUCAAACAACAUUUUGAUGUGUAUCACAGAAUCCGAAUCACAAAAUCAGCUGGGUUGGAAAAGGCCUUUGAGAUCAUCAUGUCCAACCUGUGUCCUAAUGCCACCUUAUCAACCAGACCAUGGUGCUGAAUACCACACCCAAUCUUUUCUUAAAUACCUCCAGGGACAGCAACUCCACCAUCUCCCUGGGCAGGCCAUUCCAAUGUCUGAUCACCCUUUCUGUAAAGGUCUUCCUAAUGUGCAACCUAAAUGACACCUCUCCAGAAAAGGCAGACAGGUGUUUAAAAAACGCUAUGUUAGUAACACUGUAUUAAUAUCUGUAAAAGUAAAAAUAAAUACAAAUAAAAAGAAAUAAAAAUAAAAUAAAUAGAAAUAAAAAAUACUGCAUUUGCUGUUCUUACCAAAUGUGCCUUCUGUAAAUAUUUGGUGUAAGUUAGUUUUUCAAAAGUCUUUCAAUCCUUUAUGUUUGAAAUCCAGUAAUUUUGUAGAUCACGUACAAUCUCUAGGCCUUGUCUUAAUUAGGUUUUGUAAACUGCUGUUGCUUGUGAAUCAGUCUGCAAAUGAUUUAAGAGCUUGUGUAUUUGGAGAAGGUUUCUGGUCUCCUCAUGUAAGAAUGUACAUCAGCAGCUACUCACUGGCAGGAGGAUGAUGGAGAUAAAAAGCUGAUGGUUUUGGAUCUGUCCAUCUUGAUGACAUGGUACCAACAAGUGCUUUUGUCUGCUCCACCAUACUGCUCUCCCUGUUCUUGAAGAGCUUGGGUGAUGCUGCAUUGAACUUUCUGUUCUGGUGACACAAGCAAGUCUUGUGCCUUACUGGGAAGGAGAAUUCCCCACUGGGAGUCACAGAAAAUGUGCUUCUUGUCAUUUUAUUGUCAGAGCAAGACAGAAAGAAGCAAUGAAGAACACAGUGUUUCCAAACUUGGGAUUUGCUUGCAUGCUGGGGAUGAUUUUUAAUUCUUUUAGUACCCUGUCAGUCUGGUCUGUGUAAUCCUGCCAUAUAUUCUUUUGGUAAGUCUUCAGUUGUUAUUCCUUUAGCUCCCCUUUUCUUUCCAAAGUGAUGGUUGGAAAAUCUGAGGUGUUGGAAUCAGAAUGCAAAAUACCAAAAAAAAAAUUUGUUUUGAUUUAUGUGGACAGUCCGUUGAUUCUCUUUAAGUUUCUUGUAUGGAUUGAGAAUAGGACACACAAUGUUGGCAGCUCUUCCUUCUAAUUCAGCAUUCUGCAAGGCUUUCUGCUGCCCCUUCUAUAGCUGUGUUUCCUUAAAUGCAAAGCCUGUGUUUGUUCUCUUCUGUAUGAAAUGAUGUACAGACUGUGCCAAAGUAACCUGCUUUAUUAAACCUACCUUGGACAAACAAAUGCAGGAUGUAACUUCCUUUGUGUGAAAGCACUUUGUGUUUGAUUAUGUUGAAAUUACUCUUUGUUGUUAAGACUGACUCUAUUUGAAAUAAAAACUUUGUCUUUCCUA